AUGGAGCGAAUCGAUGUCCACACCCACUGCGUGCCCCCCUCGUAUCGCGAGUAUUGCCUACAGAACGAGUUCGCGGGCAAGGGCCAUCCCGAUGGAAUGCCCGCGAUCCCAGAAUGGAGCGCCUCAGCCCACAUCCAGCUAAUGGAAAAGCUGAAGAUCAAAAAAUCAGUCCUGAGCAUGUCCUCCCCAGGAACCCAUCUAACACCAGGGAACGACGAAGAAGCCCGAUGCAUAACCCGACGCGCCAACGAGGACAUGUCAAAAAUCUGCGCCGAAAAUCCAAAUCAUUUCCUCUUCUUUGCGUCUCUCCCCCUCCCAGAUGUAGACGGCUCCCUUGCAGAAAUAGACUAUGCACUGGACCAUCUUGGCGCAGUCGGAUUCCAGAUCCUGACCAGCUCACAUGGCAUCUACCCGGGCGAUCCGAGAUUCGAUCGCGUUUUUGACAGGUUGAGCAAGCGCAAGACGAUCGUUUUUCUUCAUCCGACGACAUGUCUCAUCCGACGCGGUGAUAAGUCCCUAGAGAAGGUGGCGCCGCUCCCCGGCGUCGCUGCGCCCAUUAUGGAGUUUAUGUUCGAUUCGACCCGGUCGCUUAUGAGUCUGCUGACAUCCGGGACUGUUGAGCGCUGCCCGGGGAUUACUUUCGUUUCUUGUCAUUGCGGUGCGGCAUUGCCGCCGAUUAUGCAGAGAAUCGCAGAGUUCUCGUCGAUGCUGCCCAGUCCUGGGAAGGAGAUUAGCGGAGAGAAGAUUAAGCUGUUGUUGCGGACGCGCUUUUAUUUUGAUCUUGCGGGUGUGCCAUUUCCAGAUCAGAUUCAUGGGCUUCUCCGGUUGGUGGAUUCGUCUAGAUUGCUUUAUGGGAGUGAUUAUCCCUAUACCCCUGCAGCGCUGGCGGAGAGUUUGGCCAACAGAGUGGAUGAAGGACUGAGAAGUCAAUUUGGAUUGGACACAGCGCGACAAAUAUUGCUUGAAAAUGCGAAGGCCCUUCUUGGGGAGAUUAGGGAAGGACGUGAUUUGCCCCUGAGGAUUGAAAUCGGUCGUUGA
Molecule: messenger RNA, 1038 nt
Organism: Penicillium paradoxum
Lineage: Eukaryota; Fungi; Ascomycota; Eurotiomycetes; Eurotiales; Aspergillaceae
Product: amidohydrolase family protein
Exons: 2
Coding region: 1-1038 (345 amino acids)
Biological process (GO): secondary metabolic process
Cellular component (GO): cytosol; cytoplasm
Molecular function (GO): hydrolase activity; carboxy-lyase activity
Source: RefSeq, a predicted model, not a curated record